AGUGGGCCUCGACACCUUCUUUCUUCUUCCCCAUCACCAGCCUCCACCAUAAGACUCGGACAAGACUCGAACCAACCGAGUGUCCUUUGGUGCCUUUGUCUAUCUGCCCACACCCCGGCCUUUGUUCCUUUUCUACGCCUGUCCCAUUCUCACCUGCUCCCUCUGCCUCCGCCAUCCUCAACACCAUGGCUGCACCAUCACCAGACAUCGCUGCAAUACUCGCGGCCUUGGCGGCGCGUCCGCCUACCACUACACCUUCGCAAACUCCCCAGCCAGCACCCCCAUCGCAGAUGCCGCCUGGCUUCCCGGGCGUCUUACCACAGAGCGCUCCUCCGGCCAUGCCCGGCUACAGUCUCCCCCAACCCACACAUUCUGGUAGUCUUGAUCUGAGUUCCAUCAAGCCCGCCAGCUCGGGCUCCGUGAGCAUACAGGAUGCACUUGCCAAAGCGCGUGGCUUUGCGGCGCAAAAGGGCCUUAGUUAUGACCCGCGUCCAGCUCAUUCUGAAGAUCCGCGUCUGCGCGGUCGUGAUUAUGGAGGCCCUACCCGCUCCCGAUCACGAUCGCCCUCGCGCCGUGAUAAUGCUCGUGAUAGUCACAACCCAUAUCGAGAAGAACGUCGUGGUGGCAGUGGUGGCUAUAGGGAUCGCUCCCGCUCUCCUAGACGCAACCAAUAUUCUCCCCAACCUCGUGCCUAUGGUGGACGUGACCGCUCCCCGCCUCCCAAUGACAAUUCGGAAGUGAUCUUGAUUGAUUCGUCUUUGGUUGGUCUAGUCAUAGGGCGGCAAGGUGAAAGCCUGCGCCGUAUCGAACAGGAAUCCGGUACUCGUAUUCAAUUCAUCAACGGCCCCAACACUGGUCCCACACGUGAAUGCCGCAUCACCGGCAGUCCUAGUGCCCGUAUCACUGCGAAGCGCGAAAUCAAUCGCAUCAUUGAAGAGAAUGGCGGCAACCCCGCCCGUGAAACUGGCCGCAACGCCCGUAGUAGCGUGAAACCAGGCCAACAACUGCCUGCUCUGCGUGAUGGCGAGCAGUCGUCCCAAAUCAUGGUCCCUGAUCGUACUGUCGGCUUAAUCAUUGGCCGCGGUGGUGAAACUAUCCGUGAUCUCCAAGAACGCAGUGGAUGUCACGUUAAUAUUGUUGGUGAAAACAAGAGUAUGAACGGUCUGCGCCCUGUUAACUUGAUCGGAAGUCCUGCUGCUGCUGCUCUUGCCAAAGAACUCAUCAUGGAAAUUGUCGACAGUGAUCAACAAGGCACUGAUGGUGGCCAAGCCAAAGCAAAUGCGCCUCCCGCUAAGCGUGACAAUUUUGAUCCGUAUAAUGGUGGAGGUGCGGGCAAAGUCAACGACAGCAUGCUGGUGCCCUCGGAUGCUGUUGGGAUGAUUAUCGGAAAAGGAGGUGAGACCAUCAAAGAGAUGCAAGCAACGACUGGAUGUAAGAUCAAUGUGAAUCAACCCUCUGGUGCAGACAUUGAACGUGAGAUUGGUCUUGUUGGAACCCCACAAGCUAUCAACGAUGCCAAAAACGCCAUCUGGGAAAAAGUGGACCAAGUGAGAGAGAAGAACAACCAGAGACGAACUGGCGGUGGCGGCCGUGAUCAUGUGAACCAGAACGAUAACUACUCACAGCAACCUAGUUACGGCCAGGCUGCCGCUCAACCCAGUGCAGCCCAGCAGCCUCAACAAGGAGAUGCUGCCGCAGCUGACCCCUAUGCCAUCUACGGCGGUUAUCAAAAUUACCUUGCUAUGUGGUAUUCAUCCGUCGCAUAUAACCAGGGAGCACAACAACAACCCGGCCAAGCUGAUCAGCGUCCACCGGGCGCAUAG
Periconia digitata is the source of this 1823-nucleotide messenger RNA. NCBI's taxonomy places the organism in Eukaryota, Fungi, Ascomycota, Dothideomycetes, Pleosporales, Periconiaceae. The record is from the annotation of a GenBank genome assembly.